GUGCAGCCUCGCAGAUAUGGCCUUGGAUAAUAGAACGGUAUCCGAGAUGAAAUUCCAACGUCUUUGGCCGCUGCCCGGGGUCUAAUAAGUACACGCACCCCCACGUCCUAUCUUUCCCGACCGGUCCACAUCUGUAUCUAUCACAACAGAUACCCGCUAAAUGGGGCCGAAUUACAACAUCGGCUAUCAGCUGUACACCUCGGUCAUGACUAUGGCUAUGCUUUCAAGCGGAUGUUGAGUCCCUCGGCCAAUGGCGCUUCUCCGGACCUUCUCAGGAGUUCCCUACGUAGUCCGGCGUUUCUUAUAAGCUUAAAGCCGUCUCACCAAAAUGGCAUUUACGGACAUGCUGCUAACUAUGUGUUGUUACUACCAGCUUUCUACUCUUUCUGUAGUCGUUCCCAGCGUUUAAGCGGGUCUUGGCCUUGUAUCAGUAUACGAUUUCUUGGCCUCCCUGCUGUCUUGCCUCACGACUGGAAUUAUGAGCUCCAACACCUUUAAGCAAGCCGCGGAAGCAGCACGAACCAAGACGUCCGCCAUGGGCAAACAGGGCUCGGAGGCAGUUUCUGCCGUAGGAAAUGACUUCCUACACACGCCCAUCAUGCGAGCGGCCCUUCCUUUCCUUAACGGCGGCAUCUCUGGCAUGGUUGCGACCACUGUCAUCCAGCCUGUAGACAUGAUCAAGGUCAGAUUGCAACUUGCUGGCGAGGGCGUUGCCACCGGGCCCAAACCUACUCCGUUAUCCGUCACGCGAGAUAUCCUUGCGCAAGGCAAGGCUCUUGACUUGUACACCGGCCUCUCGGCGGGUCUUCUCCGCCAGGCGGUAUAUACUACAGCGAGAUUGGGCUUCUUCGACACAUUUCUGAAGAAGCUAUCAGCGCGCGCCAAGGAGAAGGGUAGACAGGUUAGCUUUGUUGAGCGAGCGAGUGCUGGACUUGCGGCCGGUGGGAUAGCAGCCUUUAUCGGAAACCCUGCAGAUCUCGCUCUCAUUCGAAUGCAAUCAGAUGGUCUCAAGCCUAUCGCUGAGCGCAAGAACUACAAAUCCGUUAUUGAUGCAUUAUCGACGAUCGUCAAAUCCGAAGGCGUUACUGCGUUGUGGGCCGGUGCGACACCAACGGUAGUACGAGCCAUGUCGCUUAACUUAGGUCAACUAGCAUUCUUUUCGGAAGCUAAAGCGCAACUCAAGACGCGCACCCAAUGGUCUCCUCAGUCGCAAACCUUAACAGCCAGCGCCAUUGCUGGCUUUUUCGCUUCCUUCCUCAGCUUGCCCUUUGACUUCGUGAAGACGAGAUUGCAGAAGCAGCAACGCGGUCCUGAUGGCAGACUUCCGUACAAGAACAUGACGGACUGCUUCGUCCAGGUCGCCAGACAGGAAGGUAUCACGCGCUUCUACCGUGGAUUCGGUACCUAUUACGUGCGUAUUGCGCCGCACGCCAUGGUGACCUUAAUUGUUGUAGAUUAUCUUGGUUGGUUGACGAAAUAAUUUGUCAGCCCCGGCUGUUGAUUACCCAUCUUUAAUUAUCUUUUAGUUCGCUUAACUGUCUAUGUAGAAAGCGACGGGGGCGUCCAGCGGUUAUCAUGGGAAGCAUUGCCAAGGUCAUUUACGGGGGACUAAGGAAAAUACCAUUUGUACAUAUUAUCAUCGUUUUCAUAUAUUUUGUACUUUGCGGAAUGCAACCAAAUAAUUUUUUGUACAAGGGGGCAAGAACUAUAAGUGACUAUAUGAUACUUAUGCUUUACACC
This is a messenger RNA of Daldinia loculata, 1740 nucleotides long. RefSeq names its product mitochondrial carrier. Gene Ontology annotation, molecular function: oxoglutarate:malate antiporter activity. Gene Ontology annotation, biological process: transmembrane transport. Lineage: Eukaryota; Fungi; Ascomycota; Sordariomycetes; Xylariales; Hypoxylaceae. The coding region runs from base 479 to 1480 and encodes 333 amino acids. The transcript is spliced from 2 exons. The record is from RefSeq and is a predicted model, not a curated record.